This is a messenger RNA of Synchytrium microbalum, 2688 nucleotides long. RefSeq lists its product as uncharacterized. Gene Ontology annotation, molecular function: pyridoxal phosphate binding; carbon-carbon lyase activity. Lineage: Eukaryota; Fungi; Chytridiomycota; Chytridiomycetes; Synchytriales; Synchytriaceae. Gene Ontology annotation, biological process: carboxylic acid metabolic process. The coding region runs from base 1 to 2688 and encodes 895 amino acids. The transcript is spliced from 10 exons. The record is from RefSeq and is a predicted model, not a curated record.
AUGGACCCAAACGCCAGCACAGAGGGUGAAGCAGUCAUCAGCACCGAGGGUGAAGGAAUCAGUCAUGAAGCACCAUCAAGACAAGACUCGCAGGAUGUACUGGACAAUUCAUUCUUCUUUGACCCACGUAUUCAAGAGCUUAAUGAGACAUUUCAGGGAUUUUUACUAGACAUGUUACAAUUUAGCUACACCCACUCCUUCCCACCACACAUAUUUUCGUCACCACUCAUUCCAGAAACGCAUGAUAUCGAUACAGCGGGUCUGCUUAAUAGAUUAGCAUCGCUCAUAUCUCGUGAGAUGGAAGACAUGGCCUUAUCACCACCUGAUGAAUCACCAGUCCCAAAAGAAUCCCCCGAACAAGUACACUUCUCGAUGCUAAUGUCACAAAUCAGCGCCGUGAUACACUCGCCGGCUAUAGUAUCAACAGAUCAGCGUAGAGCUAUUGAACGACAAGUUGAAAUGUCGGUUGUUGAAUGGCUGAAAAGGGCGUUUGGGAUCUAUACUGUUAAAUAUGUGCUUUUCCAAGGUGGACUAUACCCAUCAGCCAAUCCACUAGAUUUCCCACUCGUGCCUGUAUUACGAUGUGCUCUACAGAAAUCAUCGGGAGUCGCGUCGUCGACAUUAUCGAUACCCGUUAUAUACAUAUCAGCCGAUACAGCAGCAGACGAUUUUGAAGCUACAGUUUCAGUGUGCUGGCCUGUUGUAGGAAGCUUCUAUGGAAUCCAGAAUGUGCUGGUACGAAGAAUAUCAUGUUUACGGCAUAGUGAGAUUAUGGAUGUAGGCGAUCUGGAAAGGGCGGUCAAUGCUGAUGUGGCUGCUGGUAAACGGCCUUGUUUGGUGGUUGGGAAGGCUGGGUCGCCUAUAAUGGGUCAAGUGGAUGAUUUGAAGGCUCUGAGAGAGAUAUGUGAUCAGUUUGGCAUGUGGCUCCACGUCACUGGGCCUGCUUCUUGCCUUUUGAUCACAUCAGAAUCAAAUAUAGUUGAAGGUCUACCGCCAAUGGAAUCUCCAGUACUGAAUGUGCUCAAGUUUGCCCUUGCUGCCGAUUCUUUGGAAACUCAUCCGGGUUCAUUGUUGUCUAUCUCAGCACUUCCUGGAUUUACAUUCUUCUUUACCGUUGAUCCUCGCGAUAAAGACCCAAUGCGAGCUCUGAGCACUCUCGUUUCAACUGGUCAUGUCCCACUCAUCCCUCCACAGCUUACAACAAAUCUAGCUCGACCAGUCAGUACACCACUCGAUGUAAUAGUGUCAGGCCCCGGUAGACUCUCUAUAACACCUCAAGCUCGAAAAGGUCGCCGAGGAUCAGUAGAAAAGGGCUGGAAACAUCCUGCUGAGCUCUUGACUGUACUGCCUAUAUGGGUGAUCGCACAAACAGUUGGAGCCAGUAUGAUAGAAAGGACAUUGAGAAAAGCACAUCAGCUCGUAAAUAGCAUGUCGGAUUUUAUUGGAAAGGAGGAUACGUUGUUGUGUGUGAAUCCUCAGGAAGCUACUGCAUUGACUUGUAUUGUGCGGUUUCAUCCUACGUUGAAUCGAAAUUAUUUCGAGGCAAAUUUAGAUGUUAUGCUGUCGUUAAAUAAUGAGCGAGUUUUGUCGUCGCCUACUCGUGGUGAAGACAUAUCUAUGGAAGAACGAGUCGGAUAUUUCGCUCAUGUUGGGGAUGGAGACAUGGGAACGAAAUACAUAUUCUCUCUAUUUUCGGAUGACAUGAGACAUCACCUUUGCUUAGAUCUCAUAUCCGUAUCCGGUUUACUUUGUAUUCGAUACCGACCAUUAAGUGCAGAUGCAUCUCCUCAAUCACAAGAAGACCAAGCACUCAACUUUACAUCUCAACUCGCACACGAAGCAGAGAAGGUGGAUUCCGCCUUGAAAUACAAUCAUAUAUUUGAACAUGUAGUCAGCAAGCACAGUCCUACACUACGGUAUUUGAAGAGUUGGGCUGUUGGAGCUGUUGCCGAUUCAGUAGUAUUGCCACGAGGAUCUAUUGUGAGAGCAUCGAAUGGUGGUUCGUCGUUGACUGGCAGUACUGUUGAUUCAAUUGGAGGGCCGAGAACUCCACGAGUUGUUGUUGAUGCUGGGUCUGAUGAAGAGACUAUAUGGGUUGGUUUGGGGGCCAUUAGAUAUACACCAAUGUAUGUCGAACUUGAUAAGCCCAGUCUCUCAAAUACUGUGUUGCGAGACUUGGACUAUCUGAAUGGUCGAAUUGCUGAUGAGCUAGCCAAGCAAUAUGGAUCAUUGUUCUCUCGUGGCCAAGCAGCAGCUGGGAUUCUGUCUGAAGGCGGUGCUGGGAUUUGUAUACGUGUUGGUCUGGACGAAGUACCUUUUACAGAAGACUUGAUUGAACAUUGUGUUGAGAUUGUGCUCAAGAAGGGUAUGGAAUUGGAGAGAGAUCCUGCUUAUAUGGAAGAUAUAGCCAAUGUGAUCAGGGAUGGCAUAGCUCAAGCAGAACGAGAGCUUCGGAGUGAAGCUGAUGGUGAAAGCAUACUACGAUCGAUCCCAAUCGUCGGAAGUCUCGUGUCGUACAUUGCUCCAGAGCCAUUGAAAAUCAAGUCGAGAGUCAAGGCAUUUACAAUCUCAUCAGGAUUUUCUACCGCUCCACUUCAAUCACCAGAUGGACCAACUCGUCGAACGAGUAAUGGUGAAGCUCUGAAUCCUCGCACUUCGACUACAAGUGCUAGUGAUCCAUCGACAUAG